GAUAUUAACAAAGAAGAAUCCAGAUGGGGUGCAGGUGCUGUAAAAUGAUACAAAGCUAUAUCUUUGAUCCCCAAGAAGUGCAGACAUCGGGGUACAUUAAUGAAAUCAACAACUACAAAUCCGACACUCAAGACGGAGGGAAAUUCAAAGGCAGGCACAACGUGGAGAUCCGAGUCCAUAAGAAUGAACUGCAGAGCGCCGAGUCGCAGCCAUCCGUGAACAGAAAUAAAUUAAACAACGCCAAGGAUGCCGUCCGGAACCACAGGAACACGGCGCUUCAAGAGGAAGGGCUCAGUAACUCUCGCGAAAAGAGCAACGUUAAUGUCAACGGCGUUCAUUCCUACUCCAAUCUCAAAUCCAACCACAACACGAACCAAAACAAAGAGGUCGGUACGCACGUCUGCCCAGUUCAGCCGCCCAACUCUUCAGCCAAAGGGCUCUUGCAGCCAAAAGAGUGCAGUGACACGCGCCCAGAAGCAGACCUCCCAACGCUACCAUCGGUGGCCACAGAAAGCAGCCAAUACAGGCAGUUACUGACAGCAGGAGAAAAUGGCUCUGUCACUCCAGGUGCCACGCUGGAGGCUCAAAGCAAGGACACGUGUCCACCUGACCCAGUCAUCUCAAAAAAUGCCAAUCAGCAGGCAGUGUCUGGAAGUGAGAGUCUGUCAAACAACCACACACAUUCAGCUCAAAGCAUAGAACUCACCGUCUUAAACGAACACGGGGGCAAGGCCAAAAAGUGCGACCCAGGCGAUCAAGCCUGCAGGGCAGGGACUUCCAGUGGGUGUCUUGAGGACCAAACAGUCCGUGAUAUCCCCACUCCGAGGCCCAAGCCAGGAGCCUCGCCGGAAACCGGACAGGUUUGCCGCGGAGAGUUUAAUGGAGAAUUUGAGGGGGAGGACGCAGACAUAGCAGAGGCCUUGGCAGCACUGGAGGCUGCAACAGCGGGAGAAGAUUUCGAGGAGGAGGAGGAGGAGGAGGAGGAAGGAUAUUAGACCGUAGCGAUGACGCGUAUACUGAGAAGUGGCUCUUCCCGGAGAUGUGUAAAACACUACCCAUGAGGACUCGCCUUUUGUGGGUAACAGCUGCCGGUCUUUGCCCAGGACACCAGUUAGCUGAUGGAGCAGAAUCUCUCACGAGGAAAGCGAAUGGCCCGAAACAGCCACUCCACGCCCAGCACUGCACUUUCUUGAGGGCUAGUCUGCUGCUUGUACUGCUAAGCUCCACCAUCCUACAUCCUGAGGUGGGUCUUCCUCUCCCACCAAAACAACCCUUCUUUGCUGCUAUCCUACCACCUCCACAUGCAAAGAAUGUAUAAGAAGCCAAGAAGGGCGACUUACGUACGAUCUUCCUACACAGAGAGAACUCAAACUAGAACCGUUGCUUUAGUCAAGGCCUCUAGUUCACCUAAAGGGAGAGAGAGAGAGAAAGGAGUACACUCUUGGUAAACUGUUGCACCAAACUUCCCGUUCGGUCAGGGACUGUGAGG
Molecule: messenger RNA, 1489 nt
Organism: Gekko japonicus
Lineage: Eukaryota; Metazoa; Chordata; Lepidosauria; Squamata; Gekkonidae
Gene: PGCKA1
Product: chromosome unknown open reading frame, human C4orf19
Exons: 2
Coding region: 24-995 (323 amino acids)
Source: RefSeq, a predicted model, not a curated record